CUGCGGUACCAGCUUCUCUUGAUAGAAGCGCGCCCAUUAAGGCUUGGGCAGCGCACGGAACUCAUACGCGUUGGCUCUGCCUAUUCUUACGGUACCUUCUAAAGUGAUGGACAUUGGCAGAUGAUUUUCGGAGGCCUUGCUCCCCUUUUCUUCCUGGCCGCCGCGGGCCGGGCGAUCGCGCAAGAGACGAGCUGCGCAGCGCCAUGUCCCCUGUCGCGGGCGGACGCGGAGGCGAUCCUCGCCCGCCAACAGGCGCGGAGCGCCACGCUGGCCGCGGCGGUGCCGCCGAAACUCCUCGCCAAAGUAAAAAAUACGCAACAGCGUCGCCGCGUCAAGGGGGAGUUUCACGAUCAGUUCGCCGCGUCCAAGGUCCUCGCGUGGGCCGUGACGGCGCCAGGGUCUGCGGCGGGCGACAUCCUCGAAAUCGGGGCCUCAAACGGCGCGGGGACCACGGGCAUCCUGGCGCGCGCCCUCAAGGCCGCGAUUGCCGCCGGCACCUCGUCGGAAAACCGGCGCCUCCUAUCCCUCGAAGUCCGACCGGAAAAAUUCCUCGUGGGCGAGGCGUUUCGGAAGGCGCAGCGGUGGCCGUCGCAACUCAUGCUUGCGUCAAGCAUCAACGAGUCUCAAUUUCCAUCGCAGCACGACCCGCAGCGACCCGAGUCCGCCACGUGGCUUCGUCGCGAGAGGGAGUCAGCGCGGGAACAUCAGGUCGGUGUCCUCGGUCCGCUCUGCGCGUCGCGCCGUUACGGGCUUCUCAACGUCGAUGGUGGCGCGUUCACCGGGUGGGCCGAGUGGGAUAUUAUUCGCCAGCUUUGCUCUCGCGUCGCGUGGGUCGCCCUGGACGACACAGACUUCAAGACGCGCAUGAUGCUCGAAUACGCCCGCGCCCACCCAGCCGAGUGGGAAGUGGUCUACGAAGAAACCGUCUCCCAAGAACUCAAGGGUGGCAUGCUUAUCAAGCACUACAGGACUGGCUCGCGAAGCGCACGCGGCGAGCACAAAGCCACCCUCGACGCGCUCGUCGCGGCGCCUGUUCGGGCCGGCGCGACACCCCUCUACCGGAACUUUGCGCUUCUCCGGAACCGAGCAGCGCCAGGAGAGUAGUAGUUGAGGGUGGGUUGCUGCAUAAUUAUUAUGACUGCC
This is a messenger RNA of Pelagomonas calceolata, 1143 nucleotides long. The record is from the annotation of a GenBank genome assembly. Lineage: Eukaryota; Pelagophyceae; Pelagomonadales; Pelagomonadaceae.